Messenger RNA from Talpa occidentalis (Iberian mole), 5042 nucleotides. RefSeq names its product ferric chelate reductase 1 (gene FRRS1). The transcript has 20 exons. Bases 1290 to 3065 code for a protein of 591 amino acids. Lineage: Eukaryota; Metazoa; Chordata; Mammalia; Eulipotyphla; Talpidae. The record is from RefSeq and is a predicted model, not a curated record. Gene Ontology annotation, molecular function: oxidoreductase activity, acting on metal ions.
GUGGUGGGCACAUCCUCCCGAGUAGACUGGGUGGUGGGCACAUCCUCCCGAGUAGACUGGGUAGUGGGCACAUCCUCCCGAGCAGACUGGGUAGUGGGACAUCCUUCUGAGCAGACUGGGUAGUGGGACAUCCUCCUGAGCAGACCGGGUAGUGGGACAUCCUCCUGAGCAGACCGGGUAGUGGGACAUCCUCCUGAGCAGACCGGGUAGUGGGACAUCCUCCUGAGCAGACCGGGUAGUGGGACAUCCUCCUGAGCAGACCGGGUAGUGGGACAUCCUCCUGAGCAGACCGGGUAGUGGGACAUCCUCCUGAGCAGACUGGGUAGUGGGACAUCCUCCUGAGCAGACUGGGUAGUGGGACAUCCUCCUGAGCAGACCUGGUAGUGGGCACAUCCUCCCGAACAGACUGGGUAGCAGGCACAUCCUCCUGAGCAGACCGGGUAGUGGGCACAUCCUCCUGAGCAGACCUGGUAGUGGGCACAUCCUCCCGAGCAGACUGGGUAGCGGGCACAUCCUCCUGAGCAGACUGGGUAGAAGGACUGGGUAGUGAAGUGUGGCCAGUCUACUCUGAGAGUGCUAAUACCGCUUGAGUUUAUCACAUCUGGUUGUUCCUAAGUAGGUAGACUGCAUAGACGCGAAUAUUGCCCGAGAUUAAAGAUCUGUAUUACUAUGGCUGCACAUAUCUUAGGUCAGAAAUUAGCGACUUGGUGCAGAAACCAGAGGAGAUUUUUAUGCCUGAGGGAAAAGGAAAACCCUACUUCCAGGACUUUGAGGACAGCUAAGAAUCACGAGAAAAUGGACAAAAGGAUGUCUUCAUUAUGAUAGCUACAUUCCUCAUGCUCAGGCAUCACAAAUCUAGUCGCCACCAUGGGAACACUGAAGAUGAAGUUGUCAUUUACCGAGAGAGGAAGGAAAGGGAAGAAGCAAGACUGAAAGAAAUGGACUCCGAUACGGAGUACUGGUCUGGCAAAGCAAGUUCUGCAGCUUAGUUUGGGAAAUGUUCCCUUCUGGUUACUGGAUAAACUGGCUCCACCCCGCUGCUGAAAUGUGAUACAAGUUGUAACCAAGCCGGAAGUUGCUAGGCUGCCUUCGCUGCUCAAGGGUCAGGAUCCAUUGUUAGAUUGUGAAAUAACAAUUCAGUAGGAUGUACCAGCAUAAAAUACGAGUUUAUCACAUGUGUUAAAGAGACUAGAAAUCAAGUCUCAUUUCCACUUAUGCCUGAGUGGAGGUGAAUGCCAAAUAAGUCUUUGUGAAACUGAAUUAACUGUUUCCACUACAUCGCCCUUUAGAUGGCAGUUCCAGGAUUUAUCCUUGGUUUCUUGGUACUUCUAUUGCACGUUAGUUCUGUGGCUAAUUACCCCAAUGGAAAAGUAACAAAAUCAUGCAAUGGAAUGAUUCCCUCACAUGGUCAUACUCCACGCUCUGAUCCAGUUCACAACAUUUCAGUGAGUCAGAUGACAUUCAGACCUGGAGACCAGAUCCAAGUUACUUUGUCAGGGCCUGUAUUUAAAGGCUUUCUCUUGGAAGCGCGCAAUGCUGAGAAUUUGAGUGGCCUUCCUAUUGGCUCCUUCACAUUGAUUGACAGUCAAGUGUCACAGCUUCUGACCUGUGAAGAUGUGCAGGGAUCAGCCGUGAGUCAUACAAGUUCAUCUAAGAAAUCAGAAAUUAAAGUCUUCUGGAAUGCUCCAAGCAGUGCCCCGAAUCACAUACAGUUUCUUGUUACAGUGGUUGAAAAGUAUAAAAGCUACUGGGUGAAGAUUCCUGGUCCUGUAAUUUCACAGCCAAAUGCACCACCUUUUACCACUCCUGAAGCUACAAGAGCACCUUUGUCAACGUUACCUCCAGUCUCUCAUUUAACCCAAUCAUUCAGUGCUUUAGAUUGUGGUACCAAGAAGUUCUGCAUGAGGAGUCCUUUGAACUGUGAUCCAGAGAAGGAGCGUGCCUGUGUCUUCUUGUCCUUCACAUUGGAUGACCAAUCAGUGAUGGUUGAAAUGAGCGGUCCUAGUGAAGGCUAUUUAUCCUUUGCAUUUUCUUACGACCGAUGGAUGGGUGAUGAUGAUGCUUACAUGUGUAUUCAUGAAGAUCAGAUUGUGCAUAUAAAACCUUCCCAUCUGAUGGGGCGAAGUCACCCUGUGAUGGACUCUGAGGAUAUUCUUAAGGAUAUGUCUUGGAGGCUGGCGGAUGGUGUUAUGCAAUGUUCUUUCAGAAGAAACAUUACCCUUCCUGGGGUUAAGAAUAGAUUUGAUCUGAACACGAGCUACUACAUAUUUCUAGCAGAUGGUGCAGCUAAUGAUGGUAAGAUUUAUAAGCAUUCUCAGCAACCUUUGAUUACAUAUGAAAAACAUGAUGUGACAGACUAUCCAAAGAACAUAGGAGGAUCCCGUUCUAUAUUCCUUCUAAAGGCUCAUGGUGCCUUAAUGUUUGUGGCGUGGGUGACGACCGUUAGCAUAGGUGUGCUGACUGCUCGCUUCUUCAAACCUGUUUGGUCAAAGAUUUUCUUUGGUAAAGCAGUUUGGUUUCAGGUGCAUCGAGGGCUCAUGCUCACUACAUCUGCCCUCACCUGCAUUGCUUUUGUUCUGCCUUUUAUUUACAGAGGCGGCUGGAGUUGGUGUGCAGGUUAUCACCCAUACCUUGGUUGUAUAGUGAUGAUUUUAGCAGUUCUGCAGCCUCUUCUGGCAGCCUUCAGGCCACCUUUACAUCACCCAAGAAGGCAAAUGUUUAACUGGACUCAUUGGAGUACUGGAACAGCUGCUAGAAUAAUAGCAGUGGCAGCAAUAUUCCUGGGAAUGGAUUUGUCAGGAUUGAAUCGUUCUGACCCACGGAAAAUCUACGCAAUGAUUGGAUUUGUAGCCUGGCAUGUUGGAACUGAAAUCAUUCUGGAGAUACAUUCUUACCGACUUUCUCGAAAAGUUGAAAUAUUGGAUGACACCAGAAUUCAGAUUCUUCAGUCAUUUUCUGUAGCUGAAGCAGAAGGUCAUGCUUUUAAAAAGGCAGUGUUAGCAAUUUAUGUCUGUGGGAAUGUGACUUUUCUCAUCAUAUUCUUAUCUGCAAUCAGCCAACUAUGAGCAAGCAGAGGCCUUGACUUUUUGCAGACCAGGUGAUAAGCCAAAAAAAAAAAAAAAACAACUUGAAGCUUGUGCAACUGACUGCUGGAGCAGAUUCGUGAAUUCUAAUUUGGAAAACCUGAUCAUGUCUGUAGAGGAAUUCUGAAGUCUGAUCUUUAGAAAUCAACAUUCAACAGGGUCCUAUGGACCAUAAACUGAUGUUAAACCUUUAUGUAUAAUCCUGCCUUAUAAUAAAAGUAAUUAAAGAGAAAUGACACUUAAUUUUUUUUUUUUUUUGCUGAGAUUUGAAGAAUGUUAGCAUUUAAUAAAAUAAACAAGUACUAUUUGGAAAAACAACAAAAAUGUCAUUAGGAUAAAAAGGAGAAUGUAUUAAGGUAAAUGUUCUUUGAACUAUAAAGGUGCUGUAUUUUAAAGAAAACAUUUAUUUUUACUAGUUUAUUUGAAUGGUUUUUCCAAUGACUUAAUAGAAAAACUGUUGUUCAAUUAUGUUGUUCAGUUUGCAAGUCUUUUGCUAUAUGUAUUUUGUUACUUUUCUGGUAAAGGUGGCAGCAGGGCUGAAUCUAUUAUAGGUUUCAUUAACAUUUGAAAAUAUGAAAUUGUCAUUCUUUCAUAACAACGAAAUGCAAGGGUGCGUCUUUGGCUUAAGGACUAUCUUUAUAUUCAGCUAACGUGCUGAAAUGGCAUUUUAAAUGUUGGUUGUUUUGAUUUUAAGAGUUAAAUUCUAGUCUAUGGAUAUUGGAGACUUGCAUUUCAUAAUUAAUAAACUUUACCUUGUGAACACAGCUGUUAUUUUCUUUGUGAAAUAAAAUGUGUGGCAUUGAUUUGUUAGACGUUCUGAUAUUGUUAAUCGGUUUUGUUUUCUUUCCCAUUCCAAGAAUUUAUCUUUUAUAUUAUACGUGGGCCUCAUAUUUGCUAUGAGGACUCUUAGCCAGCGGGUGGCGCCAUAAUACCAAAAGAAAGCUUUAUUCCUCUGGCUGUGAUGCAUUUUAGGAUUUAAAUAAUGUCAUGGGAUGGCAUUUCCUUUCCUAGCACCAACUCUUAAUCUUUAUUUUUAAAAAUUUCUGUAGGUUUUUUUUUUUUUUGAUGGUGUUUCAGGCUUAUGGGUUAGAAACUGAAAUUAGGGAUUAGGUGCCAGUAUUGCUAUUUUCUGGUUUCAUUUCUAUUUUUCUAUGUUUUCUAAACAUGAUUGUUCAUAACAAAUGUUUUAUAUUUCCCUUUACAUUUCUCUGACCUCAUCAUAAAUUAAUGUAGUGCUCUUCGGCAAAUGAAACAAGCAAAACUGAACAAUUUAAAAAUAAAUAUAUUUAGGGAGGUAUGUUUUAUUUAUUUAGGUGCUCUUCUGAUGUAUUUAGGUGCUCUUCUGAUUAUGUUCUAGUUUUUGCUUGGCCUAAGAGCCUAAUAUAUAUCUGUUGUAAGAAAAAGGUCCAGCUGUAUAUCCUACAUCUUUUACUGGGUAAAUAAUAAAGAAGUUUUGUUUUUGUUCCUUAUAUUGGUGUUUGUCUUAGUAGCUUAGGGCUACUAAGUACUUAUGUACUUUCUGUGUUCUAUAAUUGCAGGUUACUUGUAGCCUAAACAGUCCUUUUGAGUGUUUUUGUUUAAAAAUUUUUUAGUAUAGUAAGUUAAAAAUAUACUAAAAUAUUUUCUUCUAGUUUUCAAUUAUAAUGAGCUUAAAGAUAAAUAAAUUUCUUUCAGUAAAAUAUAUUCUGUAUCUGACAAAAAUAAUUAAGCAGAAGAUGAGUUUUGGUGUGUUUGAUUUUCAGAUAUGUGAACUUGCUAGAUUUCCAGUGCUAUGGCUAAGCUAUUUUAACUUUUUUAUUGAAUUAUCUGUUUGUACUAUUUAAAUUUAUCAUCAGCUGAUAUAUACAGAGUUGUCAAAAGAAGUCUUUGUAACUUAAUAUUAAUAAACCAAAUCUUUUUAUUGUUACCAGAUUAUGAUCUUCUGCUUACACAUUUUGAGACCUGCAGAUUGAAAAUGUC